This is a messenger RNA of Trichoderma asperellum CBS 433.97, 750 nucleotides long. The record is from RefSeq and is a predicted model, not a curated record. NCBI's taxonomy places the organism in Eukaryota, Fungi, Ascomycota, Sordariomycetes, Hypocreales, Hypocreaceae.
AUGGCCCGUUGCCGUUCUCGUGUCAACAAAGAUCCUGUCCGGGGCAUAAGGAACCGGCAAUACGGCCUCUCUAGGAAGGCACAUUUAUUUCACAAAGACUACAACGCGGAUAUUUUGAUUGUUAUUCAACGCCCAGACGGAAAAUAUGCCGGGUAUCAAUCCAAGCCUGGUUUACUGCGACAAUUUCGAUAUAUUUCAGAUGAUAGUCUUUUGAGCCCAUCAAAAUUUACCAAGACUCAGGAGUCGGAUAGUGAUGGUAUCUCACGAGCUUCUUCAAUACGGUCUUCUUCUAUUGAGUCGCCUAUCAGCUCUAGCUCGUCUAAGACACCUAGCUUGAGCAGUGAGCUCAGCUCAAUCAAGACACCAAGUUUGAGUAGUGAGCUCAGCUCAUUGCCGUCAACACCUGCAUCACCGACUUCAAUGAAUAUACUUCCUCCAGCACCAACGCCACCCCAGAUCGGAUAUAGCGAAACAUGGACGCCUUCUAAUAUCAUGUCUUCAAUCGACCCAGCAACUUUUCUAUCUUUUGCCCCGCAUGACGUUGAUGCAUCUCUUAGCGACAAUGAGAUUGCGGAGCUCCUUUGGCCAGAUGCUGGUAGUGGUCCCUCUAGCUCUGCAGACAUGGCUAUUGAAUGGUCUCAUCUAAUUCAGCCAAACCCAGUGUCUCUUCCUCGACGAGAGGCUAUUCUAUCAUUGCUGGACCGGUACUUUGGCGAUAAUGAUGCAUAUAACGUUGAAAGGGAAUUAUAG